Phyllostomus discolor (pale spear-nosed bat) is the source of this 5194-nucleotide messenger RNA. RefSeq names its product L1 cell adhesion molecule (gene L1CAM). Gene Ontology annotation, molecular function: protein binding. The transcript has 29 exons. The record is from RefSeq and is a predicted model, not a curated record. Gene Ontology annotation, biological process: cell-cell adhesion. Lineage: Eukaryota; Metazoa; Chordata; Mammalia; Chiroptera; Phyllostomidae. Bases 229 to 4059 code for a protein of 1276 amino acids.
CCCCGCCCCCGCCCCCGCCCCGGCGCAUCGGCCGCAAGAGCAGCUUCAGCAUCGCAGAUGCACUCGGGCUGCGGGUCCGAGGCUGGCGUGCUCGGAGGCUGGGCGGGUAGCUCCAUUGGCGGCCGUAGCGCAGUGCCCCCACCCCAAGCCGCCCACCAGCCCCUUUCCCUCUGGACCAGAGCCUGAGCCAAGUCGGGCCGGCUGUGCCACGCCGGCGCCGCCGGGAAGAUGGCCGUGGCGCUGCGGUACUUGUGGCCUCUCCUCCUGUGCAGCCCUUGCUUGCUCAUCCAGAUCCCCAAGGAAUAUGAAGGAUACCACGUGAUGGAGCCACCUGUCAUCACAGAACAGUCUCCACGGCGCCUGGUUGUCUUCCCCACAGAUGACAUCAGCCUAAAGUGUGAGGCCAGUGGCAAACCCGAAGUUCAGUUCCGCUGGACUCGGGAUGGCAUCCACUUCAAACCCAAGGAGGAACUGGGUGUGACUGUGCACCAGGCACCCCACUCUGGCUCCUUCAUCAUCACCGGCAACAACAGCAACUUUGCCCAGAGAUUCCAGGGCACCUAUCGCUGCUUUGCCAGCAAUAAGCUGGGCACUGCCAUGUCCCACGAGAUCCAGCUUAUGGCUGAGGGUGCUCCGAAGUGGCCAAAGGAGACAGUAAAACCUGUUGAGGUAGAGGAAGGAGAGUCAGUGAUUCUGCCUUGCCACCCUCCACCCAGUGCAGAGCCGCUCCGGAUCUACUGGAUGAACAGCAAGAUCUUGCACAUCAAACAGGAUGAGCGGGUGACAAUGGGCCAGAAUGGCAACCUCUACUUUGCAAAUGUGCUCACCUCGGACAACCACUCAGACUACAUCUGCCAUGCCCACUUCCCUGGCACUCGGACAAUCAUUCAAAAGGAACCUAUUGACCUUCGUGUCAAAGCCACCAACAGCAUGAUCGACAGGAAGCCACGCCUUCUCUUCCCCACCAAUGCCAGCAGCCAUCUGGUGGCCUUGCAGGGACAGCCAUUGGUUCUGGAGUGUAUCGCUGAGGGCUUCCCCACCCCCACCAUCAAGUGGUUGCGCCCAAGUGGCCCCAUGCCAGCCAAUCGAGUCACCUAUCAGAACCACAACAAGACUCUGCACCUGCUGGAUGUGGGCGAGGAGGACGACGGCGAGUACCAUUGCCUGGCUGAAAACUCACUGGGCAGUGACCGGCAUUCUUACUAUGUCACCGUGGAGGCUGCCCCAUACUGGCUGCACAAGCCCCAGAGCCAUUUGUAUGGACCAGGGGAGACUGUUCGCCUGGACUGCCAAGUGCAGGGCCGGCCCCAACCAGAGGUCACCUGGAGAAUCAACGGGAUCCCUGUGGAGGAGCUGGCCAAGGACCAGAAGUACCGGAUCCAGCGUGGAGCCCUGAUCCUGAGCAAUGUGCAGCCCAGUGACACAAUGGUGACCCAGUGUGAAGCCCGAAACCGGCACGGGGUCCUGUUGGCCAAUGCCUACAUCUACGUCGUCCAGCUGCCGGCUAAGAUCCUGACCCCAGACAAUGAGACUUAUUUGGCCGUUGAAGGCAGCACUGCCUACCUUCUUUGCAAGGCCUUCGGAGCCCCUGUGCCCAGCGUCCAGUGGCUGGACAAGGAAGGAAGGACCGUGCUACAGGAUGAACGCUUCUUCCCCUACACCAACGGGACCCUGGGCAUUCGAGACCUCCAGGCCAACGACACAGGAUACUACUUCUGUCAGGCUGCAAAUGACCAAAACAAUGUUACCAUUGUGGCGAACCUGCAGGUCAAAGAUGCCACUCAGAUCAUACAGGGACCACGGAGCACAAUCGAGAAGAAAGGCUCAAGAGUGACAUUCACCUGCCAGGCCUCCUUUGACACCUCCUUGCAGCACAACAUCACCUGGCGCAGAGAUGGUCACAGACUCCAGGAGCUUGGGGACAGUGACAAGUACGUCAUAGAUGAUGGGCAACUGGUCAUCAACAGCCUGGACUAUAGCGACCAGGGCAACUACAGCUGUGUGGCCAGCACAAAGCUGGAUGUGGUGGAAAGCAGGGCAGAACUCCUGGUGGUGGGAAGCCCUGGGCCCGUACCUCAGCUGGAGUUGUCCGAUCGUCACCUGCUGAAGCAGAGCCAGGUUCACCUGUCUUGGAGACCCGCUGAUGACCACAACGCCCCCAUUGAGAAGUAUGACAUUGAAUUUGAAGACAAGGAGAGGGCUCCUAAGAAAUGGUACAGUCUGGGCAAGGUGCCUGGAAACCAGACCUCCACCACCCUCAAGCUGUCACCUUAUAUCCACUACACCUUUAGAGUUACUGCCAUCAACAAAUAUGGCCCUGGGGAACCCAGCCCAGCCUCUGAGACUGUGGUCACACCUGAGGCAGCCCCUGAGAAGAACCCCGUGGAUGUGAAGGGGGAAGGGAACGAGACCAACAAUAUGGUCAUCACUUGGAAGCCACUCGGGUGGAUGGACUGGAACGCUCCCCAGGUUCAGUACCGUGUCCAGUGGCGCCCUCAGAGGGUGCAAGGGGCUUGGCAAGAACAGAUCGUGAGCGAUCCCUUCUUGGUGGUGUCCAACACCUCUACCUUUGUGCCCUAUGAGAUCAGGGUCCAGGCCAUCAACAGCCAGGGCAAAGGCCCUGAGCCCCAGGUCACCAUUGGCUACUCCGGGGAAGACUAUCCCCAGGCAAGACCUCAGCUGGAAGACAUCAAAAUCCUCAACUCAAGCACCGUGCUGGUCAAGUGGUGGCCUGUGGAUCCAGCCCAGGUCAAGGGCCACCUCCGCGGAUACAAUGUGACGUACAGUUGGGAGGAGAGUCAGCAGAAACACAGCAAGAAUCAGGUCCACAGAGGCCAUGUGGUGGUGCCCGCCAACACCACCAGCACCACCCUGGGUGGCCUGCGGCCCUAUAGCUCCUACCAUCUGGAGGUGCAGGCUUUUAACAGCCGGGGACUGGGGCCUGCCAGCCAGAUGACUUUCAGUACCCCAGAGGGAGUGCCUGACCACCCGAAGGCACUGCACCUGGAGUGCCAGUCCAAUACCAGCCUGCUGCUAUGCUGGGAACCUCCGGAGAGCCCCAAUGGCGUGCUCACUGGCUACGUGCUGUCCUACUAUCCGUUGGAUGAUGGGAGUAAGGAGCAGUUGUCCUUAAACCUUUCCGACCCUGAGCUACGGACACACAACCUGACCAACCUGAGCCCCCACGUGCGGUACCGCUUCCUGUUGCGGGCCACCACGAAGGAGGGCCCUGGUGAGGCCUUCGUGCAGGAAGGAGGCACCAUGGCCUUAUCUGAGACCCCAGAUUUUGGCAACAUCUCAGCCAUGGCCGGCGAGAAUUACAGUGUGAUUUCCUGGGUCCCCAAGGAGGGCCAGUGCAACUUCACAUUCCAGAUUUCGUUCAAAGCCCAGGGUGAUGAGAAGACGCCCCCUUAUCUCCUGCCACAGAAUGUCAACUAUAGCCAGAAGACCUACACGCAGUGGGACUUGCAGCCUGAUACUUACUAUGAGAUCCGUCUGUUCAAGGAGAUGAUGUUCCUGCACCAAAUGGCUGUGAAGACCAAUGGCACUGGCCGAGUGAGACUCCCUCCCCCCGGCUUUGCCACUGAAGGCUGGUUCAUUGGCUUCGUCAGCGCCAUCAUUCUCUUGCUCCUCAUCUUGCUCAUUCUCUGCUUUAUCAAGCGCAGCAAGGGUGGCAAGUACUCAGUGUCCAGAGACAGGCUGGGGCCGGAGAAGAAGCCGGCUCUUCUCUGUGUGUCUUCAGUGAAGGAUAAGGAGGACACCCAGGUGGACUCUGAGGCCCGGCCAAUGAAGGAUGAGACCUUCGGAGAGUACAGGUCCCUGGAGAGCGACAAUGAAGAGAAGGCCUUUGGCAGCAGCCAGCCAUCCCUCAAUGGAGACAUCAAACCCCUGGGCAGUGACGACAGCCUGGCUGACUAUGGGGGCAGCGUGGACGUCCAGUUCAAUGAGGAUGGCUCCUUCAUUGGCCAGUACAGCGGCAAGAAAGAGAAGGAGGCAACAGGAGGCAACGACAGCUCAGGGGCUGCCUCCCCCAUUAACCCUGCAGGGACCUUGGAGUAGUGGGGUCCAGCCAGGCAAGGUGCAGCCCAGGGCCAGGCAGGCCACAGUGGAGUCAGAGGCCAAGACCCCCACAGCCAGCCCGAUGACUGUUCUGGGCCCCUGACCUUGAGACUGAGGCCCCUUCUUGUCUCCAACAGGCCUUACCCCACCUUCUGGCCCUGGGCCAGUGGGAGGCUUCGGUUGGGAGCAGAAGAGAGGAGCUCACUGCCUAAUUCCUUUAUGACUACCCACACCCCACUUUAUUGCCAAAACCCAGCUGCACCCCUUGUUGGGCACACACUGCUUUGCUCCAGCUCGGGGGCUGGCUGAUCACUCACACAUCAGGAGCCUUCAGGUGCUGCCUUACCAGCCUUUGGGCAGACAGAGGCUGUGGUGGUCGGGGAGGGGAAAUGGAGAUGGCCCCAGAGGGGUCUCCCAGAUGCUGCCUGGUGGGAUCUCUUCAGGACCAGGAUUGGCACCUUCUUCCCUGGCCACUUCUUGGCCAGCCUGGCUGGGACUGAGGAUAGAGUUUGGCCACCAUCUGCUCUCUUUCCUUUGCCAUCUCUGCUCCAACCGGGAUGGGCACUGGGUAAGCUGACCAUGGGUGCAGAGGAGGCCAUGUGGAGAGCCCAGAGCCCCCACUUGCCAGUAUCACCCUCCCGCUGCCCACCCACCCUGCGGCUGGCUUUCAGGAGCUCCAUACACACGCUGCCUUCAGUACCCAUCAGACAACAUCCAAGUGGCCUCCAUCACUGCCAGGCUGUGAGGUGGGCACACCUCUUUCCCACUGCCCCUGGUACCUGCCUCUCCCACCUGCUACCACACUCUAGGACCCCUUAGCAGCCCUGCCACCCCCCAGUCUGAACAGUUUCCUUCCUCAGCCUUCGCCUCUGCCCACCUUGGGAAUGUAAAUACACCAUGACUUUGGAAGUUCCUACCCUUGCCCUUUCCCCAUAUGCCACUAGUGUGUAGGCAGAUGUCUGAGUCUCUAGGUGGUUUCUAGGUUUUAUAGCAAUUAGCUUUGAUGAUCCCAUCCCAGGAAAGAUAAAAACAGACAAAAAACAAAACAAAAGGAAAGAUGGGUUCUCCCAGCUCUGCUGUGCUCCUGCCAGCAGCCUCUGUCUUCCUGUCUGCCUUUGCUUGGUCUGUUGAUGAG